Molecule: messenger RNA, 813 nt
Organism: Orycteropus afer afer
Lineage: Eukaryota; Metazoa; Chordata; Mammalia; Tubulidentata; Orycteropodidae
Gene: IGFBP1
Product: insulin like growth factor binding protein 1
Exons: 4
Coding region: 1-813 (270 amino acids)
Biological process (GO): regulation of insulin-like growth factor receptor signaling pathway
Cellular component (GO): extracellular region
Molecular function (GO): insulin-like growth factor II binding; insulin-like growth factor I binding
Source: RefSeq, a predicted model, not a curated record
AUGCCUAAGAACCUCGCUGCCCGCUCCUGGCCGCUAAUGCUCCUGCUGGGCAUCUUCCUUGGCAGGGCAAUUGGUGGGCCCUUGCCCUGGCGCUGUGCGCCCUGCUCCAAUGAAAAGCUGGCACUCUGCCCACCAGUGCCCGCCUCGUGCCUGGAGCUUGCCCCGCCAGUCGGCUGCGGCUGCUGUCAGACUUGUGCCCUGCAGCUGAGUGCACCAUGCGGUGUGAGCACAGCUCGCUGUGGUCGUGGACUGAGCUGCCGUGCAAUGCCUGGGGAGCCAAGGCCUCUGCAUGCCCUCACCCGCGGCCAGGGUGCCUGCAUGCCUGUGCCAGCCGAUGAUGGGACCACCAGCAGUGCCGAAGCCACAGACUUGAAGGGCUCAUCAGAUUCAGAAAAUGUUUCCCCUGAGAGUGUGGAAAUGACACAGGAACAGCUUCUGGAGAGUUUUCACCUGAUGGCCCCAUCUACUGAGGACAGGUCCAUCCUCUGGAAUGCCAUCAGCACUUACGGGAGCAUCAAGGCUCGUGAGAUUGCAGACAUCAAGAAAUGGAAGGAGCCAUGCCAAAGAGAACUCUACAAAGUCCUAGAUAGAUUAGCCAAGGAUCAGCAGAAGGCUGGAGAAGAAAUUUACAAAUUUUAUCUCCCAAACUGCAACAAGAAUGGAUUUUAUCAUAGCAAACAGUGUGAGACAUCUUUGGAGGGUGAGGCUGGGCUCUGCUGGUGUGUGUACCCAUGGAGUGGAAAGAAGAUCCCAGGGACUCCGGAGGUCAGAGGAGACCCCCACUGCCAUCAGUAUUUUAGUUUACAAAACUGA